AUGGGUACUAAUAGUAGUAAAUCCAUCAACGAGACAGCUGGUCAUGUACAAAAAAAUGAUUUAAAUGUUGAAGUUAAUCCUGAUCCUAGAUCGCCGACUCCAGAAAUAGCUCGGACGCCAUUGCAGAGCAAGAAUGGAUUGAAACACAACAUUACAAAAAAUGUAGACUUGAGAAAAACUUUUGAGAGUGGUCAAGCUGAAGAGAAACUUAUACAUAACAACCCUAUUCUUUCUGCUGUUAUAAAAAAUCAUUUGCAGUCAUAUGAUCCUCGCUCCCCAACCCAAGAGUUUGAACGAAUAGAAAGAACACCUAUAGUUGUUGCAAAAGCUGAAGAGGUUGCAAGUUUAAGUAAUGUUGAAGAAAUGUCUGAUGAUGUAUUAAUAAAAGUACUGCAAAGUAAAAGUGCUGAACAACCGAAUGAUGCCAAUGGUUUACUGGUUUAUGAAGAUGACACAAUUGUCACUGAAACUCCAAAAAAAGCAAUAUCACACUUUAAUCAAGCCGUCUGGAAAAAAGCAAAAGAAUGCAAAAUUGCAAGAGUGACAAGACCUACAAGUAGCGACAGAAAAAGCAAGAAGCAUCGU
Iphiclides podalirius (scarce swallowtail) is the source of this 585-nucleotide messenger RNA. The record is from the annotation of a GenBank genome assembly. NCBI's taxonomy places the organism in Eukaryota, Metazoa, Arthropoda, Insecta, Lepidoptera, Papilionidae.